Messenger RNA from Durusdinium trenchii, 1593 nucleotides. NCBI's taxonomy places the organism in Eukaryota, Dinophyceae, Suessiales, Symbiodiniaceae. The record is from the annotation of a GenBank genome assembly.
AUGGCCACCAGCUGGCUAUUAAGAUUGGGUGCCAAAUCUCGGGAGCCUGCCAUCAUCAUUGGCGAGCUGAAAUUUACCUACGGGCAUUGCUUCAUUGUGUUUUGUGGGCUUUUUGUGCUCUCGACAACUUUGUUCAUGCUCCUUCGCGCAGAUGCCGACCAGCGGAAGAUUAAGAGCGCCGCCAUUAGGCACAUUCUCAUGAAGUCCGAGACAGAUAUCCUGUUGGCCAAAGAUCGCCUCGAAAAGGGCGACGCUCGAGCUGCAAGUGACCUGGGUGACGGUGCCCAGCAACUCCGGAGCCUGCAGCAGACCGGGCUAUUGAAGCUAACGGAGCCCUGGACAGACAUGGACCUGAAGUACAACCCUGGCAAGUUCUUUGAGGCUCAUCGUCUCCUUGCGCGGCAUGCGCCCAACUUGGGCCCCGGCUUUUGGAUCCGCUUCACGGUGCACUACAAUCUUUUCGCUGGGUCAGUCCUAGCUGUGGGCAACGAGCAGCAGGUGAAGCAACUGGAGGAGAUCCAGCAGAAGGGCUUUUUGGGCUGCUUCGGCUUGACUGAGAAGCUGGCAGGUGUUAAUAGUGGCGGUGUGGUGAACACUAUCGCGGAGUGGGAUGACCAAACCCAAGAGUUCGUGAUUACAUCCCCAGAGGUGGGCGCGCAGAAGAAUUGGAUCUCACAGGGCUUGGUGGGUGAGCUGGCAGUGGUAGUGGCAGAUCUACGUGUGGCCGGCAAGAGGUGUGGUGCACAUGCCUUCCUCAUGGAGCUUCGAGAUGCCAAGGGUCCAGUGCCCAACGUGGAGUUUGGAGACAUGGGCCGCAAAACGGUGGGCAAUGAUCUAGACAAUGCCUGGAUUGCUUUUCAUGGAGCCAGGGUUCCUCGACACACCUUGCUCAGCCGCUAUGGAGAUGUGCAGCCUGGCAAUGGCGGCACAUAUGUGAGCAAGGUCAAGGGCCUCACCAACAUGGCCAUGAUCGGUCAACGACUCUUCAGUGGCCGCGUCGCGGUGGCCUGGGCGGCGCUCACCUUCACCCGAAAGUUGUUCGAGAUGACUCGGGCAUAUUCUGAUCACAAGAAGUGUUGGAUCCCCAAGAAUUCCACCUUGACUGAAGUGCCGCAGCUUCAACAUCUGUAUCUUCGUGCGGAUGAGACCCUGAAGAAGCUGGAGAACUUCGUUGGCAGCUGUGAGAAGCAGCUGAGUGAUUGUUUGCAGAAGGACGAGAUCCCGCCGAUGGCCCUCCAGGAAGCCAUUGCCUCCGCCAAGAUCCUUGCGAGCGAUGAAACGAGCAUCGAUCUUUGCUUCCGCCUGAAGCAAGAUGUGGGCUCUCAUGCGCUCAUGGGCGACACAGGAUUCGAGCAGAUGGACUUCCUACAGGCCUGCAAGUUCGCCGAGGGUGACUCCAGGAUAUUGAUGCGCCUUGGCUGCCUCCCGCCUCCUGGUGGCGGCAGUGGUGGUGGUUGGUUGAAGAUGGCAAAAUUGUGCGUCUCGCAUUUCCUUGAGAAGGCAUUCAUUGGGCAAGAAGAUGUACAUACGGCACAUAUUCCAAUCAGUUUCAAUUAUAUAUAUUUACACUCUGACUCACUAACAUGGAAGUAG